AUGAGCAGCGCCGAUAGCGUUUAUGGCAGACUAGAACACCUGGGCUCUUUAAACCCAUUGGACGUGGUACAAUUGUUAAAACAAGAAGAUGAAGAGCUGGAAGCCAAACUGGGACUAGAUAGUGGGAUUGUGGACGUACACCGGGUCAUGAAUGAACAUCCAGGACUAAAGAAACGGGUGAGUGCAAUUUUGAACAAGUUUUACCCGUGCGAAAAGUCGGAUAAAGGACAAAAUGAAGAUAAUGAUGAUAGACCGUUAUUUGCCGAAGAAGACGUGGAUGAUGUUUAUGACGCAGAAGAGCACCGGGAGAAAUCGGAAGCCGUGAAGAAAAGGGAAAAGGACGCGGUUUCUGUGAAAGAGGUGAUACCGCCCGAAAACUUCAGCCACAUAGCAGGAGAAAUCUACAGAUCGAGUUUUCCGCGACCGGAGAACUUUUCGUUUCUGCAGUCGAGUAUCAAGCUGAAAUCCAUAAUGGUGCUUUUCCCCGAAGAGUACCCGCAGGAAAAUUUGGAUUUUAUGUCCAAGGCAGGAAUCAGGCUCUUCCAGAUCGGCAUGAGCGGGAACAAAGAGCCGUUUGUGAAUAUCCCGUCGAAUCUGUUGACAAGUGCACUGGAGAUCGCUAUCAACCCUGCGAAUCACCCGAUUCUGAUACAUUGCAACCGGGGCAAACACCGCACCGGCUGUUUGGUUGGGUGCAUCCGACGAUUGCAGAAAUGGUCCUUGACGAUGAUUUUCGACGAGUAUCGUCGGUUUGCUUUUCCCAAGGCAAGAGCGUUGGACCAGCAAUUCAUCGAAAUGUACGACGACGAAAAGAUCAAACAGAUAGCGGCCGAAAACAACUGGCUGCCGAUCAAAUGGUGA
This is a messenger RNA of Lachancea sp. 'fantastica', 861 nucleotides long. NCBI's taxonomy places the organism in Eukaryota, Fungi, Ascomycota, Saccharomycetes, Saccharomycetales, Saccharomycetaceae. The record is from the annotation of a GenBank genome assembly.